AUGGCUACGUUCCGCGCAGUAUGGGGUCUUGGUCCGGAAAACGUCUUCAAAGUUCUUUCUUACUGUGAAAAUCUUACCACACUGAAUCUCACGUUUCCUGAUAGAGGUUACAACCCUCCUCCCGCGCAUGAAGUGCUCAACUUGAGUCGCAACCUGACCUUAUUAUUUUCUGAUCUCAAGCAUCUGCAACAUCUCAAGAUGCAAGGAUCUCGCUACUCAUCAAUAUUCGCAGAUUAUCUUAUUGAACCCAUUUCUCAUCUUACUAUUCUUGAAUCACUCGAGCUCGCGGAAGUUUCAUAUAAACAUGAUGCAAUGGUUGACGAGCUCAACAUCUGUCUUUCUAAAAUGAAAAACCUCAAACAACUUGUGCUUAGGGAGCUUUGGACCAUGGACGGCUCUUGGACCUGUACUGCAGGACCCCCUCAAUUGGUCGAUCUCAAGCUCAUCGGCUGCGACCAUCUCUUGUUAUUUGAAGUACCUCAUCUCAUCAAUUCGUGGGCGCCUCAUCUGACGCAUCUAGAGCUCAGAUUUGAUGUAAAUCUUCAAGUCUUACCAUGGGACGACGAGGAAUUCGACCCAGAUCAGUGCCAAGUUUGCCUCCCAGAUUUGACACAUUUGACCAUAUGGCCUCAUUGUGAAUGUCACUAUUUCCGUUGCUUUGCAGAGUGCAAAAAGUUGCAACAUUUCACAUUUCAUCAAUCAUACGGAGUAGACAUUUUAGAUCAACUAGCAGACUUUUCAGCCUUCAUUACGACUACUCAAUUUCCCCAACUCAAAGUAAUAGACAUUCCUGUACUUCAGUACUACCUUCCAUUUGAUAUAAGUGUGACUUCUGCACUAGUUCCAUUACAGACUUUUUGCAACACUCAAGGGAUUGAACUGAAAGUUUUUCCGGAGGGUGCAGUGUCGUGAAAUGAUGUUUUUUCUGUCUCAAGAUCAAUGUUAGUAUCAUUUCCAAUGGAAAUGUAGUAUUAAUUUGGCUAAAGAGGUAAAUGUGUGUUGAAGCAACUCAAUAUGGACCAAUUACAAAAAUAGCUUAGACAAACACUGUACCCCAGGUAAACCAUUUUUGAAAUGUUUCACCUGCUCAAAUGAAUAUC
Melampsora larici-populina 98AG31 is the source of this 1100-nucleotide messenger RNA. RefSeq lists its product as uncharacterized. NCBI's taxonomy places the organism in Eukaryota, Fungi, Basidiomycota, Pucciniomycetes, Pucciniales, Melampsoraceae. The transcript has a single exon. The record is from RefSeq and is a predicted model, not a curated record. Bases 1 to 912 code for a protein of 303 amino acids.